AUGGAACUUCCAAUGGAGGCGAGAGCUAUUCCAAUGGGAGUUGGAUCUAGUGAACCAGUUGUACUACAGGAGGACAUCAUUCCAGAGGAUAUAACAAGUUACAACUUUACAAGGACAAUUUGGAAAGGUUUAGUUCUACCAAGAGUUGAACUGUUUGUCUGGUUUGUUUUGACUGGUAGGGUCAAUACAAAGGAGAGGCUGAGUUGGUUGGGUGUUAUCCACCAGGAAGAUGUUGUAUGUGUGUUCUGCAACAAAAUUACUGAAUAUGGUCACCAUCUGUUCCUUGGUUGUGAUUUUGCUUGGCAGGUUUGGUGUGCUUGGUUAUCAUUUGUUGGAAGGCAAUGGCCAUACCCGAGGAUGUUGAAAGAGCAUUUUAUAAGUUGGACUGAGAUAUCAGCUAGCAAGGAAGAGCGCAAGAUGUAG
Molecule: messenger RNA, 423 nt
Organism: Arachis duranensis
Lineage: Eukaryota; Viridiplantae; Streptophyta; Magnoliopsida; Fabales; Fabaceae
Exons: 2
Coding region: 1-423 (140 amino acids)
Source: RefSeq, a predicted model, not a curated record